Molecule: messenger RNA, 603 nt
Organism: Lizanozyma spartinae
Lineage: Eukaryota; Fungi; Ascomycota; Pichiomycetes; Serinales; Debaryomycetaceae
Exons: 1
Coding region: 1-603 (200 amino acids)
Biological process (GO): vacuolar transport
Cellular component (GO): endosome
Source: RefSeq, a predicted model, not a curated record
AUGACAAGUGCUGAACCCCCCUUUCCUAACUUGUACCGGAGUCGGUUGGUUUCUGAAAACGAUCUGAGAUCAUGUGUUGUGUGUUUUAAGUUCACUACGACCGUGAUGCUAGCAGACAAUAAAGCAGACUUUUUCUAUGUAUGUGCUGGACAUUUAAAGGACACCAACUUUUGUGAUCCUAUACACAGUGAUGAGUAUUUAGGUUGGAUAAGAGAACGAGACAGGCUAUACAAGCGGAUAUCUGAGUUGAAGAGGAAGAUGGAUGAUGAGGCUUGGAAUAAGUAUUUACCUACCAAAUGGAUUGGAAAGAGCAGGGCCAAGGAUGAAGAUAAAAAUAAACAUAAAGCAGAUGACGACGACGACGACGACGAAAAGAAAACAGACGAAGUGAUGAUGAAAAAGAUGAAUAAGGAAUUGGAGACAGUGCUAGAUAAGAUAAGUGGUUAUAGUAGUAAGGAUUUCAAAUUGAAUAAAGAUGUUUAUCGAAUGAGAUUGCAACGAUAUCAUAAUCAGAAGGUUCAAGCUAAACGACAACAAGAAAUACAAUCAGAUCCUGGUUUCUUUCCUCAAGUUCCAACUAAUAAGCUCGGGGACAGGGAAUGA